CCCUUUCUUUCUUCGAGUAAACAUUCUCUCUCUCUCUCUAUCUCCGGCUUAGAUUGGGAAACUCCUUCCUCCGCGACGUAUCUCAGAUCCGUCUCGAUCUCGAGGUUUUCAAUGGCUCCGGUCUCGGCGCUCGCCAAGUAUAAGCUCGUGUUUCUGGGAGAUCAAUCCGUCGGGAAGACGAGUAUCAUCACUCGAUUCAUGUACGACAAGUUCGACAACACUUACCAGGCCACAAUUGGUAUUGAUUUUCUAUCAAAGACAAUGUACCUUGAAGAUCGAACUGUCAGACUGCAGUUGUGGGAUACAGCUGGGCAAGAGAGGUUUAGGAGUCUUAUUCCGAGCUAUAUCAGGGACUCUUCUGUUGCUGUUAUUGUCUAUGAUGUUGCAAGCAGGCAAUCGUUUCUGAACACUGCUAAGUGGAUCGAUGAGGUUAGGACAGAGCGUGGUAGUGAUGUCAUAGUUGUGCUCGUGGGAAAUAAAACCGACCUUGUGGACAAAAGGCAAGUGUCAAUAGAGGAAGCAGAAGCCAAGGCUCGUGAACUUAAUGUAAUGUUCAUCGAAACCAGUGCCAAAGCAGGCUUCAACAUAAAGGCUCUUUUCCGCAAGAUAGCAGCAGCUUUGCCCGGAAUGGAAACACUGUCUUCAACAAAGCAAGAAGAUAUGGUUGAUGUGAAUCUCAAGUCUUCCAAUGCCAAUGCAUCUUCGGCUCAGCAGCAAUCAGGAGGAUGCUCUUGUUAAAAAAAAAAAGAAUUGGCAACAAACAUUAUAGAGAACAAAACAACAUACUCGGAAAAAGCCCUCGCAUGAUCUUGAUCUGCUAUUAUCUUCUUCUUUGUGUAAAAUUUUUGCCUUCUUCUUCAUCAGAUUGUUUUAAAAGGGAGUCUCCUUGCUUUUAGUGUGUGGUUUGUCCCUAACUCUAAAACUGUUGUUGUCUUUUGGAGUUUUAAAGACUAUGCUUCACUACUUUUGUUAAAUAUUGUGAUUUAACGGUCUCCGAAAUUAAA
Molecule: messenger RNA, 1004 nt
Organism: Brassica oleracea var. oleracea
Lineage: Eukaryota; Viridiplantae; Streptophyta; Magnoliopsida; Brassicales; Brassicaceae
Product: ras-related protein RABH1b-like
Exons: 6
Coding region: 112-738 (208 amino acids)
Molecular function (GO): GTPase activity; GTP binding
Source: RefSeq, a predicted model, not a curated record